CUCGGAGAUUGAGAUGACUUCCAAAUUUGUUCUCUUGGUUCUUCUUGGUAUUCUUGUUUGCACCACCACUGCAAGAAAGCUUGCAAGCUUAGAGGGUCCUCUUAGUGAUGAGAAAACAUUCUCCUUCGAUAAUUCGAUAUUAGGAGGUGGAGGUGGUUUAGGGGGUGGCAUUGGUGGAGGUGGUGGCUUUGGAGGGGGUGCAGGAGGUGGACUUGGAGGUAUCAGUGGAGGUAUUGGUGGAGGUGGAGGAGGAGGAAUAGGGAUUGGCUCUGGAGGUAUUGGAGGAGGAUUUGGUGGUGGAAUUGGAGGUAGCAUUGGAGGAUUAGGAGGAAGUGUUGGUGGCGGAAUCGGAGGAGGAGGUGGAUUUGGUGGUGGACUCCCUUGA
This is a messenger RNA of Olea europaea var. sylvestris, 385 nucleotides long. RefSeq names its product glycine-rich protein 5-like. The record is from RefSeq and is a predicted model, not a curated record. The coding region runs from base 14 to 385 and encodes 123 amino acids. The transcript has a single exon. NCBI's taxonomy places the organism in Eukaryota, Viridiplantae, Streptophyta, Magnoliopsida, Lamiales, Oleaceae.